This is a messenger RNA of Acanthisitta chloris (rifleman), 1134 nucleotides long. It is a transcript of the gene GAS6, whose product is annotated as growth arrest-specific 6. The record is from RefSeq and is a predicted model, not a curated record. Gene Ontology annotation, molecular function: calcium ion binding. NCBI's taxonomy places the organism in Eukaryota, Metazoa, Chordata, Aves, Passeriformes, Acanthisittidae. The annotation marks the transcript as partial. The transcript has 8 exons.
AUUUGCCAAACCAGUGCUCUCCUGAUCCUUGUCACAAAGAGGGGACUGUCAAAUGUGAGGACCUCAAGGGAGACUUCUAUUGUGAAUGCAAGCAUGGCUGGCAGGGAAAAACAUGUGAUAAAGAUAUUGAUGAAUGCAGAACACAGAACGGUGGCUGUAACCAGCUCUGCAUCAACAAGCUCGGCAGCUACCGCUGCUCAUGCCAGAGUGGCUACGCUCUUAAAGACAGCAGAACAUGUGAAGACAUAGAUGAAUGCACAACAUCAGCAGACAUCUGUGGAGAAGCUCGCUGUAAAAAUCUCAUAAGCUCCUACGAAUGUCUUUGUGACGCAGGCUACAAGUACGAUGACGUGAGAAAGACAUGUCAGGAUAUAGAUGAAUGUGAAGAAAAGCUCUGUGAACAGACCUGUGUCAACUUGCCAGGGAGUUACACCUGUCACUGUGACGGCAGAGGGGGAGUAAAACUUUCUCAGGACAUGAAUACAUGUGAGAACAUCAUACCAUGUGUGCCUUUUGCUGUGGGAAGAAGUGUUAAAUCCCUGUACCUGGGGAGGAUGUUCAGUGGCACUCCUGUUAUCAGGCUGCGCUUCAAAAGGAAACAACUGACGAGACUUGUGGCUGAGUUCGACUUUAGAACCUUUGAUCCUGAAGGUAUCCUUUUCUUUGCUGGAGGCCAUCAAGACAGCACAUGGAUAGUGUUGGCUUUGCGCAAAGGACGACUAGAGCUGCAGCUGAAGUACAAUGGAAUAGGCCGUGUGACCAGCACUGGACCAGUCAUCAACCAUGGCAUGUGGCAAACGAUCUCUGUUGAAGAACUCGAAAGAAGUUUGAUUUUAAAGGUCAACAAGGAUGCAGUUAUGAAAAUAGCUGUCUCAGGGGACCUGUUUACUCUAGACAGAGGAGUGUAUCAGCUGAAUUUGACAGUAGGAGGCAUUCCUUUCAAAACAAAGGACCUUAUUCUACCGAUAAACCCUCGGCUCGAUGGUUGCAUGCGGGCGUGGAACUGGCUGAAUGGGGAGGACACAUCAAUCCAAGAGACCAUAAAGAUGAGUGAAAAGAUGCAGUGCUUUUCUGUAGCAGGACGAGGGUCUUUCUAUCCUGCCCGAGGUUUUGCUGUGUUUAAUCUUACUUAUG